AUGGAACUAUUCUCGUUCCUGGUGAAACCGAUAGUAUUAAUUUGGAUUGUGAUAACUUACUCCGAUUCAACUAAUGGCUUUCCAUGUUGCUGUUGCUCAAGCGCCCAGAAUGGCAUAUCUUCCAGCUGGAACAGAUGGACUGAAAGUGGAGUUGAUCAUGAUAAUGUACUCGAAGAUGUUUCGCCUUCCAUUUGGGACCAACGGGGUAGAAAUAAGCUCGAUGGUGAUAGUGAACUUGAUGAUGUUUCGCCUGCCAUUUGGGACCAACCGACCAAAAGUAAGCUUAGCGAUGAUAGUGAGCUUGCUGAUGUUUCGCCUGCUAUUUGGGGCCGGCAUGUUGCAAGUAAGCUCGAAGAUGAUAGUGAAAUCGACGAUGAUUCGCCUUCUAGUUGGGACCGAUUUGGGGGUAGAAGGAAAUGGACAGUUACUGUAACUAUUUCGACACCUCCUCCAUGUACAUCACCAGAUCCAACACGUCCACCAUAUCGUCCAACAUAUCCUCCACCCUAUGGUCGCCCUACGCAUCCAACAAAUCCUACUUUUCCUCCAAGACCUCCAACGCCGUAUCCUGGUGUUACUCCAAUAGUUGAUCCUCUUCCUCCUACAACACCGUAUCCACCAUUACCUGGUCGCCCUACUCCAAUAAUUGAUAUCUUUCCUCCUACAACACCGUAUCCAACGUUUCCCCCAUUACCUGAUCCCCCUCCUCCUCCUACAACGCCGUAUCCACCAUUACCUGGCCGCCCUACUCCAAUAAUUGAUAUCUUUCCUCCUACAACACCGUAUCCAACGUAUCCGCCAGUACCUGGCCGCCCCACUCCAAUAAUUGAUCCCCCUCCUCCUCCUCCUACAACGCCGUAUCCACCAUUACCUGGCCGCCCUACUCCAGUAAUUGAUAUCUUUCCUCCUACAACACCGUAUCCGCCAUUGCCUGGUCGCCCUACUCCAAUAAUUGAUCCCCCUCCUCCUCCUCCUACAACGCCGUAUCCGCCAUUGCCUGGUCGCCCUACUCCAAUAGUUGAUCCCUUAGAUCCUACACCACGUCCGCCAAGCCCUCCUUAUCCAACAUAUAUUUACCAUGGACAACCAAUAAUUGUUUACCCGCCUGCUUCGCCAAUUAUAAUAGCAGGACGUUUUAGACGUCCUGGAGCUAGUCCUACGCAAGCUGGAGAAUCGCGAGAUUCUCCUACACCACCAUUUGCUCCUACGCCACCAAGAAGAUGA
Molecule: messenger RNA, 1224 nt
Organism: Topomyia yanbarensis
Lineage: Eukaryota; Metazoa; Arthropoda; Insecta; Diptera; Culicidae
Exons: 1
Coding region: 1-1224 (407 amino acids)
Source: RefSeq, a predicted model, not a curated record